AGGGUUUAGGGUUUAGGUCCAGCCGCGAUGGAGGCCAUGGAGACCCUCCAGCGGGAUCUCAAUGACGCGCUCACGGAGGCGAUGGGCGAGGUGAAUGAGUACGUCUUCUUCACGCUCCAGAGAAAUUUCUACAAAUGUGCCUACCGCUGCUUCGACGAGCACACGACGGUGUCCCGGAUUGAGCCGUGCGUGCAGCAAUGCGGCGCUCCCCCGCAGAGAGCGCAGAACAUAAUCUCCAACGAGCUCUCGAGCUUCCAGGAACGGAUCCAGCGAAGUGUACUGGUUUGCAGGGACAAAUUUGACGAGCAGCGAGACAUUGCGGCUCUCACGGAAGAUGAACUCGCCAGGAAUGCAAAAGACUGCGUCGAGAGAGCUGUCAAAGGACACAUCGCCGGGAUCCCAAAAUUGAUGGCCAGAAUAAAGUCCCAGAUCACCGUCAAGGAGGACUGAAAAUCUGUGGAGCAAUUUUGUAGUAAGAUCUUUUUUUUCUUCUUCCAUCUUUUCCUUUUGUUGUUUUAUUCUUUUGCUCUCGCCGUUCUUGUGUCUUUGUUCCCUUGGCACACAUCGAAGGUUGGCCUGGUAACUUACUGCCAUUUCAGCUCAAAAGUUGUGCUAGAUCGACCGCUGCCUGGGAGAGAACUGUGCAGCGGCCUAGAGAAACAGUGGCUGCUCCACUCUCGAUCCAAGCAACACACUGUUUCGAGUGUGAGUGGGUUUGCUCUCGAUUCAAACUCUCUUGUCUCUCUUGUUUCGACUGUAUUGUGUAAGCUUUUUCCAGGUGUGUUCCAUAGCGUUCAUCGUCCCUUCCGAAUGAGACCACCAAACAGGCUAGACAGUUCUUCUCGUCGCAUAGCUAUCGAUUCCUCUCCACGAGAAAAGUUUCUUACUUGUGGAGUGGAGUGAAGAUAAAAAGCCGCAGCCAGCGAGCCAUCCAGCGCGAGUUUUAAUGCCUGGUGACGAAGGAAGAGUUUUCACGGCAUUGGGGGAAAGAAAUGGAUCUUAAACAUUGAAGAUAGUCUCGCAGCUUUUGCUUGAAGAAACAGUUUUUGGCUGGCCACGAAUCUCUGGGUUGGGCGAUCCAUGAUUUCAAACCAAAGUGGUAGAGGUAGGCUAUUGCAGUUCUUCCUUUUUGUCUACCUCUUUGUGUCAAGUCUAGCAACAGUGAUUCGAGUGAUUUCUUUUGUUUCUCAAAUCCAGGGACGCUUAAAGUUAAAAGCCAAGGAUUGAUCAAAUCAGAGUGACAAAGUCUCGCCAAGUUUGUUUCGUCGUUAAGUUCGUUGGACAACAAAAAUGAAUGAUGCCAUUUUAUUCGCAAGAGGGACGAUCAUUAUCGAGUGAAACCAUAUCAACGUUUUAAUCGACCGAAGGUUACAAGGCGUGGUCCAGGCCUGGGCGACGUGGCGGCACGUCCCAGGCUCGGCAAGCCACCGAAGCUGGUGACGGAAUCUUCUUUUAUGCUCUGUUUGCUCAAACCGAGCCAAACAGAGGGUUCCAGGCGAAAGAAAUUUGUCCUGGGACAGGCCAUUCUUUUUGGGAGGAAGAAAAAUUGGAAGGGAAGCUAGGGCAUGAGAAUCCGGAGCUGCGAUCCACGGGAGAUGCGCGGCGCCAGGGCUCGGGUGUGGCGCUGCCGGGGCACCAAGAUCUGUGCGCGCGGCUCGUCCAGGUUCUGCUCGAUUCUUGGAUGAGGGGCAAGAAUGCGGGCUCCUCGCCUCGCGGAUCGCCGGCGCUGGGAAUUCUCACAGCCAUGAGCAUCGGGAUCGGCCGAUGGAUCGUUCUUGGCGUCGUGAUCAUCGCCGGUGCCGCCGCGGCUGUCGAUCCGACCGAGAGGGCGGUUCUUGAUGCGAUGAUCCAGGGAUUGACCAACGGGGCAUUGCUCGGCUGGGGGAGCGGCGAUCCGUGCUCGUGGAAGCACAUCCAAUGCCGGGGCCAGUCUAUCAUCGGAAUUGCGGUGGAAUCCCUGGGGCUGGUCGGGACUCUCCCCGGAAAUCUCAACAAGCUCGCCAAUCUCGAGUACCUCGGCCUCCAGUUCAAUGGAUUCCACGGCGCGCUGCCCAGCCUCAGCGGCCUCAAGAAUCUCCGCAAGGUCUACCUCAACAGCAACAACUUCGCGACCAUCCCAGGAGAUUUCUUCCGCGGCCUCGACAGCCUCAUGGUCAUCUACCUCGAUCACAACAAUCUCAAUGGCACCGCGGGAUGGCAGCUCCCCGACGACGUCCAAUUCUCCACCAAGCUCGUCAAUCUGUCGCUGACGAACACCAGCCUGGGCGGGCCGAUCCCGGAGUUCCUGGGCACCAUGGCCAGCCUCAAGGUCCUCAAUCUCGCGUAUAACUCCCUCACCGGUGGGCUUCCCGCGAGCUUCAAGGACUCGGCGAUGACGCAGCUGGAAGUGAACAACAUGGCGCUGGGCGGAUCGAUCGACGUGGUUGGAGGGAUGACGAGCCUCGCGCAGCUGUGGCUACAAGGGAACCAAUUCACUGGGACGAUCCCGGUGGGUCUGAGCAACGCGGUGGCUAUGGCGGAUCUCCGGCUCAACGACAACAAGCUCAAGGGGGUGGUGCCGAAUUUCACAGCGCUGGCACUCUCGCAUUUCAGCGUGACCAACAACAAUCUCAUGGGGCCGAUCCCACUGCUCAGGGCCACCAACACGGAUGGUUUCGGUGGCAACAAGUUCUGCCAGAGCGAGGCUGGGAAGGCGUGUAGUGCCGAGGUGACCGCGCUGCUGGGAUUUCUAGGUGGCAUUGGUUUUCCAGACUCGAUCAUCGCGGACUGGUCGGGGACGGAUCCCUGCGCCGUGACCUGGGUGGUGUGCGAUGGGACUGCGGUGAUCGGGUUGAAGCUCGAGAGGAACCAGCUCGCUGGGACGCUGUCUCCCGCGGUGGCGGGGCUGGCGGAUCUCAGGUUUGUGAUGCUCAGCAACAACAAUCUCUCGGGUUCCAUCCCUCCGGAGUUUGCAACGAUGAAGUCUUUGAAGACGCUGGAUUUGAGGAACAACAGCUUGUCCGGCCCGAUGGUGAAGUUCUCCGGGGUGACAGUGCUCGUGGAUGGGAAUCCUCUGCUCAACAGUCCUCCUGGAUCGGCUCCAGUUCCUCCAUCCUCGUCUCCAGCUGCUCCAGCUGCUCCGGCUGGAUCGGCACCGGCCACAACACCAUCGCCACCAUCACCGCCUGGAACGCCUCCACCUCCGGGUACGCAAGAUGACAGUGGGAAUCGCACUAACAGCCCUCAAGCAUCUUCCAAGUUCCCCAUAGUGGCGGUGGCUGUUCCUAUUGCUGGGGCCGUGUCGCUGGCGCUGGUGGCGGGAGUUUUUAUAUUCUUCCUCUGCUGUCGACACAAGGGGAAGCAUCAGGCCUCGAGGAGCUCCAGUAGUGGGAUGCUGGUUCAUCCCCGGAACUCCAAUUCUGAUCCAGAUAUGGUGAAGGUCAGUGUCACAAGGACAGCGGAGCCGAAUGGUGGAGGAAACCACAGCGGGCCCAGUGGUGACGUUCAUGUAGUGGAGGCAGGAAAUCUAGUGAUCUCCAUCCAAGUCCUACGUGACGCCACGAAGAACUUCAGCCGGGACACGAUCCUCGGCCGUGGUGGGUUCGGUGUUGUUUACAAGGGGGUGCUGGACGAUGGCACCAGCAUCGCGGUGAAGAGGAUGGAGGCCUCCACGGUGGUGAGCAGCAAGGGGCUGAGCGAGUUCCACGCGGAGAUCGCGGUGCUGACCAAAGUGAGGCACCGGCAUUUGGUGGCGCUGCUCGGCUACUGCAUCGAGGGGAAUGAGAAGCUGCUGGUGUACGAGUACUUGCCGAACGGGACGCUGGCGCAGCACCUGUUUGAGCGGGGAGCUAAACCGCUGGACUGGAAGAGGAGGCUGGUGAUAGCGCUGGACGUGGCGAGGGGGAUGGAGUAUUUGCACGAGCUGGCACACAUGAGCUUCAUCCACAGGGACCUGAAGCCGUCCAAUAUCUUGCUCGACGAUGAUUAUCGUGCCAAGGUGUCAGACUUUGGACUGGUGAAGCUUGCUCCCGAAGGCAAAUACUCGAUCGAGACAAGGCUGGCGGGCACGUUUGGGUACUUGGCUCCAGAGUACGCAGUGACGGGGAGAGUUACAACCAAGGCGGACGUGUUCAGCUUUGGAGUUGUCCUCAUGGAGCUGAUCACGGGGCGGCGAGCGCUGGACGAGAGCCAAUCCGAGGAGAACAUGCACCUUGUGACGUGGUUCCGGCGUACGCACCAGGGCAGAGAAUCCUUCGCGAGGAUGAUAGAUACAGCGCUGCUAGAAGGCACCGAGGACAAAGUGGAGGGCAUUUACACGGUGGCCGAGCUCGCCAAGCACUGCACGGCGAGGGAGCCGUACAACCGGCCGGACAUGGGGCAUGCGGUGAGCGUGCUGGCGCCGCUGGUGGAGCAGUGGAAGCCGACGGCGUCGGACGGGGAGGAGACCAAAGGGAUCGAUCUCAACGUGACGCUCCCGCAAGCGCUCAAGCAGUGGCAGGCCUCGGACGACUCCAACUUGGACGAUAGCCAGGCCAGCCUCCCGACCAGGCCCGUCGGCUUCGCGGACUCGUUCACGUCCUCGGACGCCAGGUGAUCGUGUUCCUCCGGCCACUGACGAUGGUGGUGGUGUCUCUUUUACGUCCAGGAGUAGCAGAAGGUCGAUCUUACAGUAAUGUGAUUGAUCAUACGGGGAUGGAUGGGUGGAAAAAACUCUUCUUCUACACGCAGCUGCGAGCGUCGCCUCGGUCGGGUCAUGCUGGAGGCAUGUAAAUAAAUGGGAGGAGAAAGGCUAGGAUACAGGUGGUGGGAAAGAUUAUAUAGGAGACGCGUCAAACAUGGGUGGCGACUUGUGAUUUGGACGGUCGACAAGCAGGAGGAGCAGCAGCAGCAGACAGGGUGGUGGGAGGUUGGAUUAUCUUCCGGAAAGUGGACAGGGAAAGCGAGAAAGCCAGGCACUAAAUAAACUGGAAGAUCUCUGGGCUUGGACAGGAGAAGGAAGGAUUAAGAAGCUUUUCUUCUCCUCCUCUUCUCGGGAAAAGGAACAGGGACGAUCAAGCGGUACUUAUCGACGAGGCAGUGAGGCAGUGAAGCAGUGGCGAUGGAGCAGCGAUCUCUUGGCUGGCUUGGCAGCGAGUCGAGUUUAGGAAGAACACAGCUUGGAACUUUCAAGGCAGCCAUGCAGGGCAUGUGAGAAGCUUGGCGGCUUUCACGAAUGGACUGGGAAGAGACUGGGGUGUGGAGGCGUAGCAGUCGGGAUUCACGGAGACCGCCAUGGAUUUUCUCGUCCAAGCUCGUGUACGUCUUCUUUCUCUCUCUCUCUCUCUCUCUCUCUGUGGUUUUUUUUUUUUCACUUUCUAGUAGGCGUGCCUGUCUUGUAGUGUUGCUGCUGCUGCUGCUGCUACUGCCACUCUGGAGUGCUCCGCUUUUGUUGGAGCGCCCAAGUGAUUGGAAUGAUCACGGCAGUGCGUUCUAUCAUCCUCUCUCGUGUUUAGUCUCUCUCUCCCAAACGAUGGAAAAGAAACGAUUUUUUAGUCGUCUUCAUCCUUGUUCUUCGCUCGGCGCUUAGUUUUUCUCCCUGGCAUUCGUUCUAAGUAUGUACUUUACAGGCAAAGCGCGAGAGAGAAAUAAAAGAGAAAGCUUACUUCCAUCCAAGCGUCUCUUGCUUGCUUUGUUGGUACAGCUAUCUGGGACCCUUUUGUUUGUGAGAUUCUUUCGUCCUGGAAGGAAAACAAAAAAGCUGGUCAAUACCAUAGGCAAGGAAUUUAAAGCUUU
Selaginella moellendorffii is the source of this 5751-nucleotide messenger RNA. RefSeq names its product receptor-like kinase TMK3. Gene Ontology annotation, biological process: protein phosphorylation. The record is from RefSeq and is a predicted model, not a curated record. Gene Ontology annotation, molecular function: ATP binding; protein kinase activity; protein binding. NCBI's taxonomy places the organism in Eukaryota, Viridiplantae, Streptophyta, Lycopodiopsida, Selaginellales, Selaginellaceae. The coding region runs from base 1682 to 4573 and encodes 963 amino acids. The transcript has 6 exons.